UAGCAAUGUUAUUGUGAAAUAUCGUUUUCGCAGGUAUAUCUAGUUCAAUUUGAACUUUUCGUCGAAUAUUGUACGACUAUUUGUUUUACAGUUAAUUGCUCACACUAAAGGCCUGAAUGGGCCAUAAUGCAUCCAAGAAGAAGACACCGUUGUCAUCACCAACCAGUCUUUCAUCUGGUAACAAUGACAACGACUCAGACAGUGAUUCGGACUCCAACCAGGAGAAGAUAACUCCAAAAUUGCAAAAGCAACGGAGCAGUAAAAAGAAGAUGCCACUGUUCAGAAGUCAGAGUGAAGCGGCAAAGCGCCGAAUGGAGCAUCUGCUGUACUUGGGUCAGGAGAGUCCAGAUUCGAACUUUGACCUAUCCAGUUGUGAAAUGUCAGAGGUGCCACCCAAUGUAUAUUCUUUAUGCAAAGUGCUGAACAAAGAGGCAUUGCUGUUGAAUGACAAUUGGAUAUCAGGAUUAGAUAGCAGCAAGGUUGGGGAUCUGAAAACACUUCGGGUUUUGGACCUUCAUAAUAAUGAAAUCAAAUUGCUGCCUUUUGAACUGAGUGGUUCAUCAAAACUGCAGGUUUUAAAUCUUGAAAAUAAUAGGUUGGGACGGUUACCUGAAAGCCUCAAUAAACUCCGCCAUCUCCAGACUUUGAACAUAAAAGGCAAUAAAUUCAAGACAUUGCCGAUGAGCAUUUGUGGAUUGAAAAGUUUACGACUGCUGGAUAUAUCAGAUAACCUCAUCACCUCAUUACCAAAGGAAUUAUGUCAAGUUGUAACCUUAGAAACUGUAAUUGUGGAUGCUGGGAAGAUGGUGUAUCCUCCAUCAGAUGUGUGUUGUCAGGGAACUGAAGCCAUAAUGCAGUUCCUGUGUGAUGAGAGUGGAGUGGAGUAUCUGCCACCGUCCAAUUUCCUGUUAGGGGUGCUUGAUUCUCCUGAUGACGCGUCGCCAAACAAACCUAAUGCCUCCCUAUACCAAACUGCUGCUGAGGAAAAAGCUCUUCUUAAAACCUUAGAGGAGCAACGCUUACAAACGGAGAAGAAACGCCUGGAGAAGAUUGAAUUGGAGCGUAAUUUAGCAGAGAACCAGAGAGAACAGGCUUACCUGGCCAGUCUGGCCCAGUCACGGAAGCAGUCUUUUAUUGACACAGUAACUGAGGACCAGAACAAAAUUGAGCGUGAAUUAGAAGAACUAAGUAUGAAGAAGGAUGAAGAGCGGAGCCGACUUCUCACAGACCUGAAAAUGAUUGAGGAAGGAACCAAUGACCUGAUUCAAAAGAUGCUGGAGAUGAAUGAGAAAGCAAGGAAAAAUGAGGAAUUACUGGACCACCUGGAGAAUGAAAGGAUAGAGAGGGAGGAACUGUUUGUUGUGAGAUGGGAGGAGGUGCAGAAUUUGAGGAAGAAGGAAGUUCUUGAUGCAAUGAAACACAUACUAAACGAGACAGAGGGCUUUGAGAAGUUGCGUAAAGAUUACACCAGUAACAAAGAGUUUGCUAUGCAGAAGGCACUAGAAGAUGAGACGAUGCAAGCAAGUGGACAGGUUGAGAGUAUAUUGUACCACAGAGAAGUUGGAAACAUGAUUCUAAUAGACAUCCUUAAGGAACAGGAACAACUACAGCGUGAGGCAUUUGAGGUCCUUCAGCUCCAGAAGGACACUAAACACCAAAGGAUUAGUGGUCAGAUAGCACUUAUACAGGAGGAGCUGAUGAGUCUGACGGCUGUGGAAAUGGAGAAACGCUCUAUGCGAAUGGAGGAAGAAAUUAAUAUAGUGGCGGAGAAGAGGAUUGCCUUGAUAGAAUUAUUGUCACAGCUCAUGCUGGAACAGGAGAAACGACAGGAAGUGCUGAAGAAACGUUUGAAAGAGAUGGAACAGCAGAAGUUGGAUGGACAGACAGACUACUGGUUGGUGCAAUAUCAGAGACUCAUGGAUAAGAAACCUCAGGCACUUAUAGAUCAGGAGCGACAACUAGAAAUCGCUGUAGUGACCAUUCUGGAGGACUCCUCUGCUGGUGACUAUAUCCCUCUGUUUGCUCGCCAUAGAAUUACCAUAGAAACACUCAUGCAACUCUCAGAAGAUGACCUCAAACAGAUGGGAGUGCAUGAAAUGGGGCUGAGGAAGUCAAUCCUACGCAACCUUGAUCACUAUAGAGAGAAAAAGGUCCAACCACGUUCGAAAGAUUCAGAGACUGGGGCAUGGGACUCCUUCUUGGAAUCUAAGAUACAACAAGAUAAUGAUGGUGAAAGUGAUUUACCAGCACCAUCAGCACCGCCAGUGGAACCAUGUACUAGACAGUCCUCAGUCCUCGCCAGGGGAGUUAACUCUGAAUGUGUCGUGUGCAUGGAUCAACCUACUGAUGUGAUAUUCCUGAACUGCGGGCAUGUGUGUACUUGUAAAGAUUGUUCUGUGAAGGUACAGGAUUGUCCUUUGUGUCGAGAGCCAAUCAUCCAGCGAAUCAAACUCAUGAUUUCUUCUUCGUGACAGAAAAUGAAGAUAUCUCGUUAAACAUGGUUAUAUGGGACAUAGAAUGAUCGUUUCAUUAGGCUUAUAGAUACUUCUAUACAACACAACAAAAACAGACCCAACAAAAUGAAACAAAGGAUUAAUAUUCGGGGUAAAUAUAUAUAUUAUAUUUAUGUAAAUUUAUCUGUUAUUAAUGAUGUUUAUGAAUUGGUUAUUUCAUGAUGACACAUUUAAAAGUAGACAAACAAUAUUCGUUUGUCCAACUGCAAGGUUUCAAAAUUCCAUUGUGAUAUUUAAUGUCAUAUAAUUGAUCUGUUGAUGGAAGCUUAAUUUAAAACACAUUAAUAUACAUGAAUAGAAAACCAGAAAUUAAUUCUUAAAAUUAAAUCUAUUUAAUGUCUAUUUAUAUGGUAUAUCUAAUUUUUUUUUUCAUUAGAUGUAUUAUUUAAUUUUUUAGCAUGUUUAUAAAUGUUGGUAUAGAAAAAGUGUGACAACAUAAUCUAUUGAUUCAUUUAGCAAUGAAGGUGUUAUUUGCUGUUACAGAAAUAAACAUCUAUUGUUUUUAUUAUCUGUGUUUUAAAUCUUUUAUGCUCAAUCUGUCUGUUAACAAAAGUGUCCAAAUACUCAAGAUAUUCAUGUAGUACCUGUGGAAAUUUGAUGAAAAUAUAUAGGGUUAUCAAAUCAAAGUUUGUGUCACAUAAAUGUUUUGUAUUAGGUUUUGUGAUAUUCAAUGGGUGGAGCAUGACUUCAAUUCAUUGUAUAUGAAUGAUAACAUUUGAUGGAGUUGAUACUCCCAGCAGAAUUAAACAUCCAACGAAUAGUACUGAAGUGAUUGUUACCUUUGAAGUGCCACCUAAUCUAUACAGGACUUUGGUGGAAGAAGGAGGAAGAAAAGUAGUGUUGUUAAUAAAUUGACUCAUAAAGGCCGGACGGACAUGAUUACAUGAACAAAAAUUCUGAUACAUGUAAUUACCAUUAUGUGAGAGCAGUAUCUUUGGACACAUGUUUAUGUGCAAUAAUAUAAUGAAACCACAACUAAGGAGCCUUUCUAUUGGAUAUUAAUCAAAGGAUGUGAUCGGAACAAUAACUAGGCAUGUUAAUUAUGUACUGGAGUGACAAUGACGUCUGAAGGAGGAUCUAUGUAAUACGAUAAGUAUUAUGUGUGUUGUGUAAUGCAAGCUUAUUCAUAAUGUAGAAGUCAGAGUACCAUUCAGUACCAGUACAGCUAAGAUAAAUAGCAUACACGGUAUUAGAGAGGUUGUGGUAAGAUAUUCUGUCAUUCUGUUAAUUUAUGUUGUAAAUUCAAUUCUCUUCUUGCCCUGUAAAAGUGACAUUUUUUUCAUAUCAACACUGUGUAUCCAGAGAUCCUUACCCUGCAGAUUUUACUGUUGUACAUUGUGUUUAUCAUUCAGACAGGCAUGAGUUUCUCUACACAUUUUUUGUAACUCUUUUAAUCAUCAGAAGGCUUCUUAAGUGCUAGACAUUAUCAAUGUUAAGCUCAAAACCAGUUGUUCAUAUUUAUAUUUUGUCAAUUUUGUAGAGAAGGGAUUUGAUUUGGAAUAGAUGUAACCCCUUUUCUUUUGUACAUAAAGGUCAUCAAAUAUCACGUACAUUGUGUGAUGUAUUCUCUACAGUAUGAUGCUCUUUACCUAGUGCUGACAUUUUCUUUGUUCAUGCUUCAUAAAAUAUCAAAUUCAAGUGUUUGAAUAAAGACAAAAGUGGAUAUAAACCACUGGUUUCUACUGAAUUAAAGAUUCAAACCUAUAUUUAUAUUUUGUAUGAUUUAUUCUACAUACUACACACAUAUAUCAAGUAUGUGAUUAAUGUUUGUAAACUAGUAUAUAUAAUUAUUAGUCCCUUUUCAAUUAAUAUUGCUUGUGGCUGGUUAGUUCUGAUCUGAUAAUCCAUUGCUUAUUAUGACCUCAUCAACUAUUGAUGUUUGUAAUAUGAAUGGACAUAUUUUGUGAUAACAGUAUCCAGUGAUUGACAGAAUUCAUUGUAAAGUGUUUAUUUCUUGUUUUAAUCUGCUGUCAUUGUUACCAUGGCAUCAAAUUAUACAGCACCUUGUACUCCAGGCAAUGUUGUCUUACAUAUAAGGGAAAGUUAUCGAUUCUUUGGAGAACUGGCAUCUAAAUCUCAGUAAGAGCAUUAACAAUUUCAGUUUGUUUUUAUGGGGUUUUUUUUCAAACACAUCUGGGUUUUCCAAAAUUCAGAAGCUUCUGUAUGGUUUAGACUCCUGUCAGUAGACAUUUGAACUAUUGAGUCGUUUGUUUCCCACAAAGAUUGCUGAGUUUAGUGGAAUAAAUCAUUACUGAAUUGUGGUAGAAUAUGUUACCUGUAUAAGAAUAAUACAAAGUUACGUACAAAUACAUUUGGAGUAAGUAGCUUCACCACUAAAGAGUUGAAAGGUGGCCUGUUAAAGAAUUACUGUAAUUAUUGUUAUGUAGGUCCUGCAAUCAAUUCAUUUUUGUGCAUUCAUGUUGAUGGUGAACGUGUUAAGUGAUUUUACUUUAAAAAUUUGAAUGGACUAUUCAACUUAUCUGCUAUGUUCAUCCAUCCUAAAUUUACGUAUUCUGGUUUUUCUGAGAAAGAUCAAGUAGAAACCAAUAAACACAUCUGCAUGAACAACAGCUUUUGUUUGCUAGGUUUAUUGCCCUAUAAACAGCAAAGGUCAAUUUGAAACAGGGUCUGCAUGUACAAGCUGGUGGGUAGCUCACUGGAGGGAGGCCCAUUCCAUGCCGUCCAGAGCAAUUAGGGUAACAUGUCUUCUCCAAGGACUCAACCAUGUCAGUACAGACUGGUCCGUUUCACAGCUUCCAGAGAAACACAAACAGCCAUAGGGAGGAAGUGUCAAACCAUGCACCUUAGAUCUUCAUCCAGGGUUAUGUAGGCCAAUGCCCUGACAGUUGUUGCAACUUUGUACAAGAGCUGCUAUUGUCAACCCUAGCAACAGGCCACAUUUAUUUUCCAUUGGGCUGGCUGUUAUAGAUGCAUAAUAAAAUAUGCAAGUAAGUUUAUGAGAUAUGGAUGUAGCAGCUGGCCCAUUGGAAAUAAAUUAUUAUGGUAACUGGUAUUUAGAUUUAUGGAAAAAUGUGCAAAAAAUAUAUUUUUUAAACGAUCAGACUUAAAAAAUUAGAUUUCAAAUGUUUCAAAUUCAAUCUGAAUGUGUUAAGCUACAUUUGCACCAAAUAAUGUCUUUAAAAUAUCCAGUUUUCAAAACGUGAUCUGUUCAUUAGGUACCUGGUUUUCAGUUACUUGGCGUCCUUCAAGCCUACACAAAUAGAAACCUUGUUAAAGAGAGUGUUUGUUAUUCACCUGUUCAUGUAAUAUUUUUUUUGAAUUUGUGUUUGUUCAAGCUUCUAGCUAUCAAAAGCAUUCUUUUAAUAUGGGUCUCAUUAUUUAGGUAAAAUUCAAAUCAGAUAAACAAUAUAUCUUUUAGUGUCAUUUCGUUUGGUGAUAAUCUGAUAUAAGGUACAAUUCAUAUGAAUGUCGGAUGUGAACAUGUAGUAUUUAUACUUUAGAAUUAAAAUUAGAUUUACCAGCCUAAUACCUCAAAGCCUAGCAUAUCUGUUCAUUGGGUACCCUGCUCCUGACAUUUCUGUAACCAAAAUUGUACAAUUAUUGGUGUUUUAUAUAUACAGGAAGGUUUUUGCAUGUUUAUUGAUUUGUAAUACAAUUAUAGUCUGUUGGUGUGUACAUGUCUGUUUCACUGUUAGAACAAGUAUCUGGUUUUUUUCUGUGAUAACUAGUGGACACUCGAGGCCAAUCAUAUAAUUAGCUGUAAAGGAAGAAUGAUGAUAAUGUCAGUCUAAUCAUACAAGUCCAAACAGCACAGAUCUUAUAUUUGUUGUUCCCCCUGAUCAUUUAUACACUUGAUAACUGAUAAUGUAGUGUCUAAUUAAAUGAAUUUUAUAAUUUUCAUAUGUAGGUGUUGUCAAUUAUAUAACUUUGUUGUCAGUUGUGUCAUUCAGUUAUUAGACCCAGUUUAUUGUAGAGUGUGGAAAGAUAUUUUUAUCUUUUCAAAAACUGUUCAAAAACCAUUCUUUUUCUUAUCAGAGUUAUCUGAAUUGUUUCUAGGUAUUCAAAUUAUUUUCUUUGUUGUUCCUCCAUUACAAAAAAAAAAUCCCUCCUCUCUCCUGCUUUUUUUCCCCCAAAUUGAAAUGAUGAAACAGUUAGUUUAGUGUCUUGUAUCACUUUUAAAACAGAUUUUUCAGUCUGUUCAAUUUCCCCCUCCCUUUUUUCCCUUCCUUGAUUCACAAUGACUCACCUUUACAUAGUAAGAACAAGUUUAGUGAUUCAGUGAUUAUAUGCAUGUUAAUACCAACAUCAGGGUCAUGGCAUUUGAUAAUUCUGCUUACAGUGUUUACAUUGUUGUGAGUGUCACUAAUAUAUUGUAUUACACAAAUAUAUAUGUAAAUCUCUGUCAAAGAUUAAAUCAUAUUAAAUUCUUUUAAGUAAGUGAUUAUUUACUAUGUUGAUGAUGAUGAAAUGUCUUUCUUGUGUCGGUGUACUGUACUUGACUUGAUUAGUGCCCCAUCUUCCAUCAGUUCUACUUUACACAAGCCAAUUAUUGGCAAUGGACAGUUUAUAUAUCCGUUGAUUUUCGCAUUUCUAUUAGAUAUAGAUAGCAUGUAACUUCAUGAAUACCCAUGGUCAUACUAAGAUCAUCACCAGAGAAAGACAAAUGGAUUUAUUUAUCCAAGACUACCAGGAUCUAUUUUUGAUAUCCUGACUCAUAAACCUCCGUAAUAGAGAUGAUGCAAUGACAACUGAUAUAAACAGUCUUCACUAGGGUGUUACUUUGACAGUAUAACAGGAAAAAGAAAAUGUCAUGAAAUUCCUGAAAGAAAUAAAAGAAACCUUCAUAAUUUAUCAAAGAAAUUAGAUGAUAUCACUACUUAUAUCCAUCUUUCAGAUCAUCACAAUAGUGGUUCAUCUGUUAUCUUGAUUGAUACAUCUGUAUUUUAAUGUUUGCUGCCUUUCAUUCUGAACUAUUUAAUCACUCAGGGCGCUAAUUACGUCUAUUAUGGUACAAAGACUUUUGCUAUACUAUACACAACUAUAUAUAUAAUUAUUGUUAACAUAUACGACUUCGUAAUUUCUACCAAAAUUAAAUUUCCUUCAUUGAUCAAAUGUGUAGUCUUUGGUUUCUCUUAAUCUCAAUUUUGAAUGACAAGUUGAAUUACCAUUUAUAAGAUAUGUAUAUAUGACAGAUUUCUUAAUAGCACCAUUUAGAUCAAGAAAUACAUGUCAGUUUAUGUUGAAAUGUCUUUAAAGCCCCCAUUACAGAGGUGACAUGUCAGAAUGAAAGUUGAUCAAGGCCUCUGAAAAUGCGAGAUAUAAACAAAGCUAUGCUCUCAUUCAUUUUCUUAUGAUCUAAGUCUGUUGAGAGGUUAAUCUACUAAGGGGUUCAGGAGAUUUCUAUAACGCCAUUUUAUUUCAGAAGUGGUCAAUAGUAACCUAUGACCUUAAAUUUUGAAUUUGAAUUAAAACUGUCAAGAUA
Molecule: messenger RNA, 7956 nt
Organism: Ylistrum balloti
Lineage: Eukaryota; Metazoa; Mollusca; Bivalvia; Pectinida; Pectinidae
Product: E3 ubiquitin-protein ligase LRSAM1-like
Exons: 23
Coding region: 117-2471 (784 amino acids)
Molecular function (GO): protein binding
Source: RefSeq, a predicted model, not a curated record